Molecule: messenger RNA, 7416 nt
Organism: Mesoplodon densirostris (Blainville's beaked whale)
Lineage: Eukaryota; Metazoa; Chordata; Mammalia; Artiodactyla; Ziphiidae
Gene: SORCS1
Product: sortilin related VPS10 domain containing receptor 1
Exons: 27
Coding region: 353-3886 (1177 amino acids)
Biological process (GO): post-Golgi vesicle-mediated transport
Cellular component (GO): membrane; Golgi apparatus
Molecular function (GO): protein binding
Source: RefSeq, a predicted model, not a curated record
CGCGCGCAGCGCAGCUCGGGAGCGGGACGCGGCGCUCGAAGCCCCGGCAGCGCCCGCCCUCCCUUCCGUGUUGCCUGCCCGCGCGCCAGCGCCCGCUCCGCCCGUGACUUCACUUCGGCUCCACCCCCGCGUGGCAGCGGCUCGCUCCGUCCGGACCCGCGCUCGGCACCAGCCCAGCCCGGGCAAGCGGCGGCCGCCACCUGCCCCGAACCGCCUCUGCCCGCCCCCACCGCGGCCCAACUUGGAUGGAGUUGGGGUCCUGAGCUCCUGCUCCUCGUAGCCGGCCAGCGGAGAGCCCCGCGCCGCCACCUCCGGUCCGGGACCCCCCUCUCCGCUCCUCUCCGCUCCCGCAAUGGGAAAAGUUGGCGCCGGCGGCGGCUCCCCAGCCGGGCUGAGCGCUCUCCUCGCCGGCGCGGGGCUCUUAGUCCUCUGCGCCCCGGGCGCCUGCGGCGGCGGCUCCUGUGGUCCCCUGCUGCACCCCAGCUCGGCCCCACGCUGGUCUCCGACCCGAGGGGGGCUUAAUCACCUGGGGCCGCGAGGCAGGGCUCCUGCCACGCCCCUGCUCGGACGCCCCCUGUUUGCAGUGGCCCCCGGAGACCGAGCGCUGUCCCUGGAGCGGGCCCCGGGCACUGGGGCAUCGGUGGCGAUUGCUCCACGCUCUGGCCGGAGGAGACGUAGUGGAGAGAAUCAAGAGAAGGCGGAACGGGGAGAGGGCACGAGAAGACGCCCCCGGGGAGUGCUAAGGGACAGAGGGCAGCAGGAGCCUGGGACUCCGGAGCGGGACCCGGACAAAGCCACUCGCUUCCGGCUGGAGGAGCUGAAACUAACCAGCACUACGUUCGCGCUGACAGGCGACUCAGCACACAACCAAGCCAUGGUCCACUGGUCUGGCCACAACAGCAGCGUGAUUCUCAUUUUGACAAAGCUCUACGACUAUAACCUGGGGAGCAUCACGGAGAGCUCGCUGUGGAGGUCAACCGAUUAUGGGGCAACCUAUGAGAAGCUGAAUGAUAAAGUUGGGUUGAAAACAAUUUUAAGCUAUCUCUACGUGUGUCCUACCAACAAGCGUAAGAUUAUGUUGCUCACAGACCCGGAGAUUGAGAGCAGCUUACUGAUCAGCUCGGACGAAGGGGCAACCUAUCAAAAGUACCGGCUGAACUUUUACAUCCAGAGCUUACUUUUCCACCCCAAGCAAGAGGACUGGAUUCUGGCAUACAGCCAAGACCAAAAGUUAUACAGCUCUGCUGAAUUUGGGAGAAGGUGGCAGCUUAUCCAGGAAGGGGUCAUACCGAACAGAUUCUACUGGUCUGUGAUGGGGUCGAACAAGGAACCAGAUCUUGUGCAUCUCGAGGCCAGAACUGUGGAUGGUCAUUCACAAUACCUAACCUGCCGAAUGCAGAACUGCACAGAGGCCAGCAGAAACAGACCUUUCCCAGGCUACAUUGACCCAGACUCUUUGAUUGUCCAGGAUGAUUAUGUGUUUGUUCAGCUGACAUCAGGAGGACGGCCACACUACUACGUUUCCUACCGAAAGAAUGCGUUUGCCCAAAUGAAGCUGCCCAAAUAUGCUUUGCCCAAGGACAUGCAUGUCAUCAGCACUGAUGAGAACCAAGUGUUCGCAGCAGUCCAAGAAUGGAACCAAAACGACACAUACAACCUCUACAUCUCAGACACCCGUGGUGUCUACUUCACUCUGGCCUUGGAGAAUGUCCAGAGCAGCACAGGCCCUGAGGGCAACGUCAUGAUCGAUCUCUAUGAGGUAGCAGGGAUAAAGGGAAUGUUCUUGGCUAACAAGAAGAUUGACAACCAAGUGAAGACUUUCAUCACAUACAACAAAGGCAGAGACUGGCAUUUGCUGCAGGCCCCGGACACGGACCUAAGGGGAGACCCUGUGCACUGCUUGCUGCCCUAUUGCUCACUACACCUUCACCUUAAGGUCUCUGAGAAUCCCUACACAUCAGGGAUCAUUGCCAGCCGAGACACAGCUCCCAGCAUCAUAGUGGCUUCAGGUAACAUAGGUGCUGAGCUGUCAGACAGCGACAUCAGCAUGUUUGUCUCUUCAGAUGCAGGGAACACUUGGAGGCAGAUCUUUGAAGAAGAGCACAGUGUUUUGUAUCUGGAUCAAGGUGGAGUCCUGGUUGCUAUGAAGCACACAUCUCUCCCGAUUCGACAUCUCUGGUUAAGUUUUGAUGAAGGGAGAUCUUGGAGCAAAUACAGUUUCACCUCUAUUCCACUUUUUGUGGAUGGAGUUCUGGGUGAGCCUGGGGAAGAGACUCUAAUCAUGACAGUGUUUGGACACUUCAGCCACCGCUCUGAAUGGCAGCUGGUCAAAGUGGACUACAAGUCCAUUUUCGAUAGACGCUGUGCUGAGGAGGACUACAGACCCUGGCAGCUGCACAGCCAGGGGGAAGCAUGCAUCAUGGGAGCAAAAAGGAUAUAUAAGAAGAGAAAAUCAGAGCGGAAAUGUAUGCAAGGGAAAUAUGCAGGAGCUAUGGAGUCUGAACCCUGUGUCUGCACAGAGGCUGAUUUUGACUGUGACUAUGGUUAUGAGCGACACAGCAAUGGUCAGUGCCUGCCAGCCUUUUGGUUCAAUCCAUCUUCUCUGUCGAAGGACUGCAGCUUGGGACAGAGUUACCUCAAUAGUACCGGGUAUAGAAAGGUGGUUUCCAAUAACUGCACUGAUGGGGUGAGAGAACAGUACACGGCCAAACCACAGAAGUGCCCAGGGAAGGCCCCGCGGGGGCUCCGGAUCGUCACCGCUGAUGGAAAGCUGACAGCGGAACAAGGGCACAAUGUUACUCUCGUGGUGCAGCUGGAAGAGGGUGACGUCCAGAGGACAUUCAUCCAAGUGGACUUCGGGGAUGGCAUCGCAGUGUCUUAUGUCAACCUCAGCUCCAUGGAAGAUGGGAUCAAACACGUCUAUCACAAUGUGGGCAUUUUCCGAGUGACCGUGCAGGUGGACAACAGUCUGGGGUCUGACAGCGCCGUCCUGUACUUACAUGUAACUUGUCCCCUGGAGCAUGUACACCUGUCUCUUCCCUUCGUCACCACGAAGAACAAAGAGGUCAACGCGACUGCUGUGCUGUGGCCCAGCCACGUGGGCACGCUCACUUACGUGUGGUGGUACGGAAAUAACACCGAGCCCCUGAUCACCUUGGAGGGAAGCAUAUCAUUCAAGUUUACUUCCGAAGGGAUGAACACCAUCACAGUGCAAGUCUCAGCUGGGAAUGCCAUCCUGCAGGACACGAAGACCAUCGCAGUAUAUGAGGAAUUCCGAUCUCUUCGCCUGUCCUUUUCCCCAAACCUGGACGACUACAACCCGGACAUCCCUGAGUGGAGGAGAGACAUCAGCCGAGUCAUCAAAAAGUCCCUGGUGGAGGCCACCGGGGUUCUGGGCCAGCACAUCUUGGUGGCGGUUCUCCCUGGCUUACCCACCGCUGCCGAGCUCUUUGUCUUGCCCUAUCAGGAUCCCACAGGAGAAAACAAAAGGUCAGCCGAGGACCUGGAGCAGGUAUCAGAACUACUGAUUCACAAGCUCAACCUGAACUCUGUGCACUUUGAGCUGAAGCCUGGAGUCCAAGUGCUUGUCCACGUGGCUCACUUAACAGCAGCCCCGCUGGUGGACCUCACUCCAACCCAUAGUGGCUCCGCCAUGCUGAUGCUGCUGUCUGUGGUGUUUGUGGGGCUGGCAGUGUUCGUCAUCUACAAGUUCAAAAGGAAGAUCCCGGGGAUUAAUGUUUAUGCCCAGAUGCAGAAUGAGAAAGAACGAGAGAUGGUCAGUCAAGUCAGUCACCCUGAAAGCAGGCCCCAUAUCCCUCAGACUGAACUCAGGCGGCCUGGCCAGCUGAUAGAUGAGAAGGUGGAGUCCCAGCUCAUAGGAGAGUAGCUUUACCCUCCCCUUCCUCCCCUUCUACUCAACCUGGUGACUCAUCUCUCCGAUUGCAAAGAGCAAGACACGCCACUCCACCUUCAACGCCAAAGCGGGGACCUGCCGGGGCUCAAUUUGCCAUUUAAGGAAAACCCCCAAAGGCUACAGGCGACCUGCUGAUCGGGAAGGAAUUUCGCUCUUGUCAAGUGCAGCCUUCUCCAUGACCACUAACUUUGUGUUUUUUUUCUUUGUUGUUCUGUUUCCUAUUUUGCCAGGAAGUAUUUCCAUAAUUGCUGAGAAUCAAAGCACAAAAGAAAUCCCUACCUAUGUAAAUGUUUGACUGGAGGACGCCAGUAAAAACAAAAACAAAUAAAAUAAAAACAAUCAAAAUGUAAACAAACAAACAAACAAACAAACACUCACUGCAUCGGGACUUUUUAAUUCUUCAGACACAGACAACAAGGGUUUUUAGCUUUAAGCCUGUGCAUGUGGACAGUACCUUGAGAACAUGCUUGGAGGGGCAGUGUACAGGUGCUCUAUUUUAAUGGAAAAAGCACUCCCCUCCCCCUUUCUUCUCCUCUCUCUUUUUUCUGAUUGGUUGUGUUUGUAGAAAAUUCCUAACAUAUAUAGGCCAAGGAAAUCUGCAUGUACUUUUGGAAAUAUUCUUGGCUCUAGACUUAACAGCUAUUUUAGCACUACAGGCUGAUGGGUGGAUUAGCUACCCCAGCCCUUUUCACAAGACACAAAGACAUGCACAGGAGUUUGAAACCCUGGGCUGUUUCUCUGUUCCACUUUACUUGUUGCCAUUUUUCCCUUCUAAGUUAUCUUCAGGAGCUCUGUUGGCCGGCAGGGGCCACAGGUUGCCUUCUCCAAUCUGUACGGCCACAGGGACCAAGAAGCAAGUUCAAGUUCCAUAGAUGCAGGCAGGAUAGGGAAAGAAGGAAGGCAGUCGGGCAGGAGUGUCAAAAGUGGACCUGUGUUUCCUGUCUCCCCCUUCCCAUCACGACAGCUUCCCCUUGUAGCUUUCCCUACUCCUGCUCUGUGUAGAAAACAGAAUCCGUUACCCGCAUUCUUACCUUCCCAUUUGUUUGCUCUCCACGUGUGGUCAUGAUCUGUCAAUGUCUUUGUGUCUCUUCCUUCCAGUCCCCAAGUUAUCCUUCAACUGCUCCUGCCUUUUCUUCCCAAACAUGUUGCUAGAUUCUGGGCAUUCAUCCUGAUGUUCUUUAAAUACUGGCCUCGCCUCUGGCAACCCUGCCUCCACCACCCAAAGCUAAUGAUCUCUCUGUCAACUUUGCACACGCCCAUGCAUGCAGCCUCCAUACACACUGACCAAGCAGCAUCCUGCCCUGCAGGGUUUAGUUUCAUGUAUUUUUUUUUUUUUUUUUUUUGUAUCCUCCUGUAGACCUGCCUCUUCCAAAUAUCCUUGCCUUUCCCCCCUGGAAACAUAUAAUGUGUGUGAAAGAGUUGAGAUAUGCAAAGCAAUUCAAACCUGGCCCAUGUACCUUAGAAAAGAAAGCAUACAGAUGAAUAGUGGUUUUGUCACACCUUAACAAAAAUCUCCUGCAGUCAGAUUCCAGAAGAUUCCUGUGAGAAAUGUUUUGAAUGUGUUACUAUGUGGCAGGGCAAUUUCCUCCUGUGAUGGUCGCUAUUACCCAGUAUUUCCCCUCUCACAGUAGAGUGAAAAUAUUUGUAAAAUGAAACCGAUGUUAAGCCGAAGAAGAAGCAAGUUAAUGGAUUUGAUGUUUGAGUGUCAAAAAGUCUUGAGAAUAUAUGGAGGUCUUGUCUUAUAUUAGGAUGGGAUUGUGAUUAUGUAAGAUGACCCUAGACUUCUUACAUGUGUGCUCUCUGAUCUCUGAGCAUAUUAUCAGCAAAGGAAAAUUUAAUAAGCAUAAAGGGGAAGAGUUAUCAGACUCAAGCAGAUUGGCUCAAAGCAUGAAGAAAUCCCAGUUCUCUCAGGGCCAUCAUGAAAGAAGGUCCAGAGAAAAAGGGAAAUAAAAGUAUGUGCAGCAGGAGCCCUUGGAGUAUUGUGGAUUGGAUAAAGCCCACUCUGAAAUGUAGGAGAAAGUGGUUUCAAAAGACCACUCAGAGUGUAGCCUCCUACUUGGCCAUGUCCCUAGGCCAGCAUCAGGGUAUAACAGGGCCCUGGGGACAAUGGGGGUGCCCUAAAGAUCCUGACAACCACUGCCCUUGUGUAGCUCAAGUAGGGGAAGUGUAGCAACACUUCAGUCAGAAGUUAAUCAAGCAGAAGAUUUUAUGGUUGAAGAUGCUCGGUAUGAAUCUGGGAAACGUAUGAUGCCUAAGGCAGCCGUCUAUUUGUAGAACUCAAAUGAUCCCCAACCUGCCAGGCUUCCUAUCCCAUAGGAAACAUCCUCAUUGAAUCUCUUCAGUUGGAGCCUCCCAAAUUUAAUCUGGAAAACAGAGUGUUUGGAAACCAAAAGAGGCUCAUUCACAACAGUACAGGGAGUCCUCAGAGUUGCAGUUCAAUCAUUUUCAUUGCUAAACUAUGAAAAAGGGAAUAACACUCAAUCUAGCACAGUGCCUUGCCUAGAGUAGGUAUUAAGAAAGUUAUUUGUUGAAAGAAUAAAUGAAUGAAUACAUGAGAAGACACAGAGAAGAAGGGCUUGUAAGUCCUAACCUAAAAUAGAGGUGGACGUGAGAUGCCUGGCGUUUUGGAAAGUGGUCAGAGAUGGCUGGUUCUAGAUUCAGCAUCUCCAGGGUCCUCAUGUGCCUCUCCUCAGAGCUCCCUCCCACCUGUAGGAGACGAGUGAGGCAAAGUACUGCUCAGAGGGGACCUUAUUGUUCUUAUGAUCUAGCUCCAUGUUUCUCAAAGCGUGGUACCCAGACCAACAAUAUCAGCAUCACCUCGGACUUGUUAGAAACACAGAUUUUGGGUCCCACUGACCCCAGACCUACUGAAUUAGAAACUCCAGGGUUGGGGCCCAGCAAUCUGUUUUUACAAGCUCUUCGGGUGAUUGUGAAAUACACUAAAGUUUGAGAACCACUGUACUAGGCCAUGCCAGCUCAAUCCCGAAGAGAAGGUAGUAAUGAGAAGCUGCCAAUGGGAGGGACCCAAGUGCCUACCUACUCAACAACAGCAGGUGCAGACACAAUGAGGAGUUUGGUAGGCUUGAGGCCAGAGGAAUGGGUGGGGAGGGAUGGAUGGGGAAGGUAAGAUUCAGGGCAAACUACAAAUCUGAUAUUACAAUGUUUUCCAAAAUCCCGGAAGGCAAACUGCAUGCUCUACCCUGAACUACCCAACCAACAUUUUCUCCUUUGCCUUAUUUUUAAUUGGAUUCACUGUCCAAAAUGCAGAGGUUUGCUUUGCUUUUUUUCAGAAGUUCCAAACAGCAACUUUGAGAGGAAUGGGGUGCUUGGCAGCUGUUCUGUGUUUUCCAGGAUUCCAACUGAGCAUUGAAAUUCCCUCAUUUGCCAACUUAUUUUUAUAGGAAGCCAAUUUAAAAAAAAAAAAAAAAAGAAAGUUUUCUUAUAGUAUUGAACUACUUCUAAUUUUAAAAUGACUUUUUUGAUGUAUUUUUUGUUAAAUACUA